Molecule: messenger RNA, 430 nt
Organism: Mustela lutreola (European mink)
Lineage: Eukaryota; Metazoa; Chordata; Mammalia; Carnivora; Mustelidae
Gene: MTLN
Product: mitoregulin
Exons: 2
Coding region: 46-216 (56 amino acids)
Biological process (GO): positive regulation of mitochondrial membrane potential
Cellular component (GO): mitochondrial inner membrane
Source: RefSeq, a predicted model, not a curated record
ACCCCGCCGCCGCGCCGUACGUCGGGCUCCACGCUGCCGGCUGCCAUGGCGGACGUGUCCGAGCGGACGCUGCAGCUGUCUGUGCUGGUGGCUUUCGCGUCCGGAGUGCUCGUGGGCUGGCAGGCGAACCGACUACGGAGGCGCUACCUGGACUGGAGGAAGCGGAGGCUGCAGGACAAGCUGGCGACGACUCAGAAAAAGCUGGACCUGGCCUGAGACCCCGCGCUGUCGGUCGGCGCCGACCCCCACGCGCCCUCCUCGCCUCGCCCGCGCGGGGGCUCAGGCCGGCUUCACACUCACCGCCUGCCGCGCCUUGUUCUUUUUGGAGAGUUGUUUGUCGAAGAUGGAUAUAGAGCACUGGAUGGAUCUAAUUUCUCCUUGCACUUUAUGAGUCAAUUUUAUUUUCAAAAUAAAAAAAAAUUUAAACAUC